This is a messenger RNA of Panonychus citri (citrus red mite), 2632 nucleotides long. Its product is annotated as homeobox protein DLX-1-like. Bases 328 to 1623 code for a protein of 431 amino acids. NCBI's taxonomy places the organism in Eukaryota, Metazoa, Arthropoda, Arachnida, Trombidiformes, Tetranychidae. Gene Ontology annotation, biological process: regulation of transcription by RNA polymerase II. The record is from RefSeq and is a predicted model, not a curated record. Gene Ontology annotation, molecular function: DNA-binding transcription factor activity, RNA polymerase II-specific; RNA polymerase II cis-regulatory region sequence-specific DNA binding. The transcript is spliced from 3 exons.
UAGACACAUACACACUUCGUAUGUUGAAAGUUUAGUUAGUUAACAACUAUAAUAAUCAUCAGUCUGUUGUUGUGUAUUUUUUAUAUGUAUGGUUAUCAUCAUCACAAUCGCCACAAUCAACAACAAUCUUAAAUCAUAGUUAGUGAUUUGUAAGUUGAUUGUUUACUUUGAUUGGUCUUCAUAGAAAAAAUUCUGUAAAUUCUGUUGCUCAUGUUGUGAGAAUUUCUUUUCGUUUUCUUGGUUUAUUUUUAUUUUUAUUUACUUUUUAUUUUCUCUCCCAUUUUCUCUUGAUUAUUUUCACUUGAUUCCUAACUGAUUCAGUGUGUAAUGUCCAAUAAAUCGGGAUUCAUGGAUAUCCAACAGCAAAUAAACAUGAGUUCUCAUCAUCAAAAUGCUUAUUCAUCAAUUCGUCCAAGUUAUUCAAGACCUGGAACUCAAUCGGCUCAUGAAGCUUUCGGUGAAGCUCAAUCAUCCCCAAUGUCAAUGAGUGAUUAUCCUUUUUCAUCAAUGAACAAUUCAUCUUUACAUAAUUCAUAUACUCAUCAUACUGGACAUCAUUAUAUGAGUUCAUAUCCAAACAAUAUAACAUCAUGUCCACCCUGUCCAACUCCUCCAAGAGACGAGAAACCAGAAUUGGAAGGAAUAUCAACUCGUGUAAACGGAAAAGGAAAAAAGAACCGGAAACCUCGUACAAUUUACUCAAGCAAUCAACUCGCACAACUUAACCGACGAUUUGCUCGAACACAAUAUUUAGCUCUACCCGAAAGAGCUGAACUAGCAGCGUCUUUAGGACUCACCCAGACACAGGUAAAAAUUUGGCUUCAAAAUAAACGUUCAAAAUGCAAGAAACAAGCGAAAGCUAUGAAUGGCCCUCCAGGGCCAGUUAAUGGUGCCCAGGGUGGUGGUGGUGGCGGUGGUAGAAAUGGUAGAGGUCGAGGUGGUCAACAAGGUCAACAACAGCAAGGUCAAGCUCAACAACAAACUCUUUCAAAUCAACAGCAAUCACUUGAUACUCAACAAGGAGCUGGUCUAUCAGCUGGUUCACCUUUUAUCCCUCAGCACUCACCCGAAGUACCAAAUGAAAGCCAUACACCGUUACAUUCAUCGUUAGGUUCAAAUCCUGGAGGUGGUGGUGGCGGUGGAAACCCUAAUGGUAAUAUAAAUGGACCAAUAGGUCCACUAGGAAAUUCACUUGUUUCCUCAAUAGUCUCAUCAUCUUCUUCCUCCUCAUCAUCAUCUUCAGCCUCCGGUCCUGUAUUGACUCGUUCACCGAAUCUUCCGGUUUAUCAACAAGAAUCACCACUUAAUACACCAUCAAAUCUUGCUCGAAGUUCACCUGGAACCAUUCAUUCAUCACCAUCGACACCUUCAAACACCGCCAAUAAUAAUAACAAUAAUAAUCCCAAUUCAUGGUCUUCAAUGGGUCAGAUAACACCUAAACAAGAGGUCGGUGUGGGCCUGGGUUCAUCAUCUUCAUCUUCAUCAUCAACAUCUUCCUUGGGAGGAACAGGCCCUGGGGGCAUACCUUAUCCACCUCCACCUCCAGCAAUGUAUAGCAAUGGUUACAUGAAUACACCUUAUUGGUAUCAUUCAGAUCAACCAGUCAACAAUACAAUUUAUUAAUAUCCCCUUCCAAUUAAUUGAUUAUACACAAGAUGCGACAACAACAAACAUCAACAAAAAACAUCAUCAUCAUCAUCAUUAUACAAAACAAUACAAAAAGCUUAGCUUAUAACAAAAUAUCAUCUUCAUCUUCAUCAUCAUCAACUAAUUGAUCCUAAGACAUCAACACAACAUCAUCAUCAACAUCAACAACCUCAUUCAUCUUAUCACAGUGUUAACAUAAGUUGUCUGAUUAACUAUUAAAAAUCAUCUUCAUCCUCAUCCUCAUCCUCAUCCCUCAUCAUCUUCAUCAUUUACCUUAGAAACAGAUGAUAAUAUCUUUUAAAUUGUAGGCUUGAUUGUUUUGCUUGAUAAUCAGUGAUAAAGACAAUUUUUUUGCUUCUUCAUUUCCUUAAUCUUAAUCUCUUCCAACUGGAUAAAGAGAAGAGAGAGAGAGAGAGAGAUUAAUUCAAAAAUCUAAUUAUAUAACAAGCGAUGCUGGAAAAAUAAAACAAAACUUUUGCUGAUGGAAAAUUAUAAAAAACGAGUUAUUAUCUUCAUCAUUUUUAUCCUCAUCACCAUCAUCAUUAUCCAUUUUCAUCAAUGUUAAUCUGCAAAAAUGAUAAAAAGUACACAAUCAAUGAAGACGAAGACGAAAAACAAAACCUCUCAUCUAAUCUUAAUCUUUUUUUGAAGAUAAUCCCCUCAAUCAACAACAGAUUAAUCCAAGAUUAUUUUUGACUUUUACAAACUCAACCAAAAGUUUACCUGUUCGCAAUCCUGGAAUCAGCAACAAUUAACUUAAUUGUCACAAUCAAAAGUUUCAAUGUUUUUCUCCAAUAGUGAGAAAAAGAGAUGAUAUCUAAAGAGAGACUGAUUUAAUUACAUCGACAGCAAUUGAUAAUCACAAUCAAAUUAAAUCACAAUCAGAAGAAAACAUCAAACCUUAAAUGUUAACAAUUUAUCAAUUGUUUCAAUCUAACAAUUUAAUUAUAUAUUAAUAAAUAGUAAAUAAGCCUCUCCCUCCCUC